Messenger RNA from Geodia barretti, 300 nucleotides. The record is from the annotation of a GenBank genome assembly. Lineage: Eukaryota; Metazoa; Porifera; Demospongiae; Tetractinellida; Geodiidae.
AUGGAGCUUGCUACGAUGGAAUUCGAUGUCGCGGUCUGGCGUGACACCCUGUCCGACGGAUCAAUUUGCUACGCGGCAAUCUGUCCCGCCGUUGACCGCGCUCAUGGCCAGGGAGAUACCGAAGCUGAAGUUGACGUUGCCGAUGCCAUGGCAAUCUAUCUGGACCAUGAACCGGGAAAACUCAAGACUGGACAAGCCGCCCAAGAAGCGACCUCCGAACUGGUUGCGGAACUCACGGCCGAAGGCGUUGUGCCAUGGAUACGCCAAGUCGUUCCUGCUCGCAACCAGGUGCCUGCCUAG